AUGAAGGUCCAACUGUCGCUUGCGUCAGUUCUCGUGGCUACACUGUUGCAUACCUGCACCUCUAUCAGUGUCGAAAUAAUUGCAGGAUCAACACGGGCACCCCUCACUCCUUCUCCCACGGAAAUCAAAGUUACCCCUGAUCCAACAAUCAAGCCCACAGAAGCGCCACGUACAGGCGAACCCACUCCUGAACCCACGACCAAGAAUCCUACGCAAAGCCCAACUAUCGCAACACCGAAUCCCACUCGACUAGCAACUCCAUUACCUACGACAGAAGAGCCAACAUUGUCCCCCACGAAAAGCCCAACGUUGAUCACCACAACUAAUCCACCAUCAGCCCAACAGACAGCGCAGACGACGCAGGAACCAACGAAACAACCUACUGCUGGAGACAGGCCUCCCUCGGUAUCAACGCCUCCAGUAUCAUUGUCGCCAACUCAGUUGUCCACGUUGUCCACUACAGGACCAUCUACCGAGGAAGAUGCUACUCUAUCCCCUUCUGAAUCAGCUUUCACUCAAAGUCCGUCUGGGUCGAACAGUGAAGCUGGCACGACCUCUACGGAAAGCCCAACAAUGGCUCCAACGGGUGUAGUCACAAAGAUCCGGCUGCCAGCAUUCCCUCACAGACCCCCACAAGAGCAGUGA
Molecule: messenger RNA, 645 nt
Organism: Seminavis robusta
Lineage: Eukaryota; Bacillariophyta; Bacillariophyceae; Naviculales; Naviculaceae
Source: the annotation of a GenBank genome assembly